Messenger RNA from Puccinia graminis f. sp. tritici CRL 75-36-700-3, 1822 nucleotides. RefSeq lists its product as uncharacterized. Bases 1 to 1623 code for a protein of 540 amino acids. Lineage: Eukaryota; Fungi; Basidiomycota; Pucciniomycetes; Pucciniales; Pucciniaceae. The record is from RefSeq and is a predicted model, not a curated record. The transcript has 3 exons.
AUGGAGUGGAAGGUGUUUGUUGUUUAUUUACACUUUGAAGCCAUUGGGCCUCCUCCUACUUGGCAAUGCAAGAAAAUUGACCGUGGAUUCGGGGCCAAGUUCGCGACCCGGGUUGAACUCCCCGAGGCGGGUGCCAUAAGACGGGACAGCCGGCCCAUGUCACAGGGAUUGAUCUUCAACUCAGAUAUGAUGAGCCAACGGUUGGAGAGUCAUCGACCUACCAUCAUCAGCCUACUUCCGCUGUCUCCGGCCGUUCAAGCGGCACCACCCGCUGCGACCCUAGCGCGGAUUGGGAAACCUGCGAAUCAACCUUUCCAAGAUAUCUCUUCGGACCUUAGACUUGCUUCUUGGACUCGUUCAAUACACGUCUUCCCUGCGGCCUACCCUCGUUCAAUUUCCGGAUCGGCCGUUCAUGAGGCUGUCCUUCCCAAAUAUCCGCGCUCGCAGGACCCUGUUGCGAUCGCACACGAUAUUAGAAAUCGAAAUCUAAACGCCGAAAAGAGAAUUGAGUCGGGGACGGCCAUAGACGAACCUCAAUUGUUCAUUGCAGCCGCUCGAUAUUACAACCAUUCCCAAUCAGGGGAAGAUCAAAAAAAUAAUGUAAAUGAGGGAGAGGCCCCCAUCACCUUUGUACUAACUCAUGCGAACGGAUUCCACAAGGAGACUUGGGAGCCAAUGCUGGCCCAUCUAAUCUUAUCUCCCGGGGGUCGAAAAAUCAAAGAAUUCUGGGCGCUUGAUUGCGUCAAUCAAGGCGACAGUGCUGUUCUAAAUCGUGCUACUGUUGGGUUGAAUUUUGAUUGGGCAGACCACGCUCGCGAUUUACUGAACUUUGUGUUAUCCUACCUGCCCGAUCAACAUUCAUCUGGGCCAAGUCUACCCAUGGUUUUACCCUGUCUCGAAUGCCCGAAUUCACAACUCCUCCAGCUUGAUCAGUCACCUCGAUCGGAUACAUGUGGCCCGAUCAGUUGGCGUCAUCGAAGACUCGGCCUCAUUGGACACUCGGUUGGUGGCUGUGCAUCCUUGUUCGCAGCCACUUCAAUUCCGGAACUAUUUCAAGAUGUCAUUCUAGUCGAACCAGUCGUCAGACCAAAGCAUGAUGACGAGAUUAGGGUUACAAUCAAAAUCGCUAGUUCUACCGUGGCCCGACAAGAUCAAUGGGACAACCGGGCGGUGGCCUUGAAGAAAUUCCAGAAAAAUGAUAGGUUUUUCGGUCGUUGGGAUCCAUCAGUCUUGAAAAGAUAUCUUGAACAUGCCUUGGAAUUCGAACAGCCGGUAAAAUUGAAGUGCAACAAAUUACAUGAAGCAUCGGUUUUUGUUCAGCCUCAUAAUCGCACGUCUGAAUCAUAUUUCAGGUUCUCAGAGUUGUUUGAUGAAAGCAUGACAAAACAGCCCCUUGGUAAUGAUCAUCUCCCGUUUCGAUUUUUAUUAAUACUUGGCAAUCAAUCUGACUCAGUCGUACCGGAAGAUGCUGUAAAGAAAUUUGGCUUUGUCAAAAUCGAUCGUUCUGGUCACUUAAUUACUCAAGAGAAUCCCCUUGAGCUAGCUUCCUUAAUUUCCAAGCAUUUAACCGAAUCAAAAUUUCCUUCGUGUAUCAACAAGGACACUCCUUUCUGCAAACUGUGAUUCUCAGUAUUUAUGUAUAAUCCCAAUCGCAAUAUUUCCCAGCCAUUCAUCCCUCAAGACUAAUACAGCAAUGUAUCAUCAUACGAUAUUUCGCUAGAAAGUUUCUUUUCAUCUUGUAAUUUUAUUGUUUCUUUUGAUGCUUCAAAGUCAACCGCAAUUGAUUGCCCCACAAGAAACUGUACUUCCAGUUCAACUUGAA